UGCAUGCAGCUGCUGUGCUGUUACUCUUGUUCGUUCGGAUUGAUGAUCUAACCUCUAAAUUCACAAUCGCGACCUUUGUCAUUUAUUGUUUAUUAUAACAACAAAUAUCCACGGUGUCGUAGUAGGUAUAAACAUCAUUGAUAAAGCAAGAAAGAACCACCGCGGACGCGAGUGCGAGUGGAUUGGAAUUCGUUCAGACGUUAUUUUUUACUCUUACGUCUCAAAAGUGAGGGAGGCCAAAAAGAUAACAACUGCAACAUACUUGAACUUUAGUCAAAGCCUCGACUAUGAUAACGGAUGGCAGAGAGAUGGACAGCGUGUGGAUAACGGGUGCAGUGGGCGCGAUCAAGGCAUUAUCCUAUGUCUACGACCUGAUCACCUUCCCGGUCUACCUGCUGCUGCAACGUCCUUGGGAGAAGCGCAAAGCCUCUCGGCGCAUCAAAGCGCGACCCGUCAGCCAAGACGAGCACUCGAUCGUUUAUAGAAAUGUCGAUCCCAUUGGUCCGAUGCACGCCGCCCUUGUUCGACAAAAUAUCGAUACCUUGGAGGCGAUGCUCAAGUGGGUUGCCAAAGUUCACGCUGACAAAGGUUGCUUGGGCACAAGGCAAAUCUUAGCCGAGGAAGACGAGGUGCAGCCGAAUGGUCGGGUUUUCAAAAAGUACAAAAUGGGCGAGUACAGGUGGAAAAGUUUCACCGAAGUGGAGAAUUUGGCAGCUAAGUUCAGUCGUGGCUUGAAGGAGCUCGGCUUGACAACGCGCAAAAACAUCGUCAUCUUCGCCGAGACACGCGAGGAAUGGAUGAUCGCGGCACACGCGUGUUUCAAGCAAAAUCUCACGAUCGUCACGAUCUACGCGACUCUGGGCGACGAUGCCAUUGCGCACGGCAUCAACGAGACAGAGGUCGACACUGUGAUUACCAGCUACGAGUUGCUGCCAAAAUUUAAGAAACUCCUGUCUAAAGUACCCGAAGUCAAACACAUCAUCUACAUGGAGGAUCAGCUCAAGCAAGCUGAUACCAGUGGAUUCAAGGAGUUGGCUCGUAUUAUCCCGUUCCAAGAGGUGGUCAAAGUUGGAAACACGUCGAAUGCCGCUUUAGUGCCACCCAAAACCGAAGAUACGGCUAUCAUUAUGUACACCUCUGGCUCAACUGGCGUGCCUAAAGGUGUCAUUCUUUCGCACAAGAAUGUCAUUGCUACCUUGAAAGCUUUUUGCGAUAGUGUGAUUAUCAAAGACGAUGAUGUAUUUAUGGGCUUCUUACCCCUCGCUCACGUCUUCGAAUUGCUAUCCGAGAGCGUUUGUCUGUUGAAUGGUGUGCCCAUUGGAUAUAGUUCGCCAUUGACGAUGAUCGACUCCAGCAGUAAAAUUCAAAAAGGUUGCAAGGGUGAUGCGAGUGUCUUGCAUCCGUCUUGUUUGACUGCCGUACCACUGAUUCUCGAUCGAAUCUCAAAGGGUAUCAACGAGAAAGUCAAGAGAUCAGGUCCCUUCAGACAGGCAAUCUUCAAUUUCGCUUACCAAUAUAAAUUGAAAUGGACCCGACGUGGCUAUGACACGCCAAUUUUCGACAAAACAAUUUUCGCCGCCGCAAAACACGUUUUAGGUGGUCGCGUGAGAAUGAUCCUCACUGGCGGUGCUCCUCUCAGUCCGGACACGCAUAUGCAGGUCAAACUCUGUUUGUGUGUUACUGUGAUUCAGGGUUAUGGAUUGACUGAAACAUGUUCCUGCGCUACUGUAAUGGAUGCUUAUGACAGAAGUACUGGAAGAGUUGGUGCCCCAACUACGGUCUGCGAUAUCGCAUUGGAAAAUUGGGAAGAAGCUGGUUACAAAGUUACGGAUAAGCCAAAUCCACGAGGUGAAAUUAUCAUCGGUGGUGAUAAUAUUUCGGAAGGAUAUUAUAAACUUCCUGACAAAUCGAAAGAAGAUUUCUUCACUAAGGACGGCAAGAAAUGGUUCAGAACUGGCGACGUUGGCGAAUUUCAUCCUGAUGGAGUCAUUAAAAUUAUUGAUAGGAAAAAAGAUUUGGUAAAACUUCAGUUUGGCGAGUACGUAUCGCUUGGAAAAGUGGAAUCUGAAUUGAAAACAUGCCCACUUGUAGAAAAUAUUUGUGUUUAUGGUGAUGCUACCAAGCACUUUACAGUAGCUUUAAUUGUACCAAAUCAUCAUCAUCUAGAAGAAAUUGCUACUAGUCGUGGCAUUACUACCACUUCCUUCGAAGAGUUGUGCAAUAAUCCUCAAGUGGAAAAGGCAGUCCUACAAGCUCUCGUUGAACACUCGAAAAAAUGCAAUUUACAGAAGUUCGAAAUACCAGGAGCUGUGAAGUUAGUGACAGAAACAUGGUCGCCCGAUAUGGGUCUCGUAACUGCUGCAUUUAAGUUGAAGAGGAAAGAAGUUCAGGAGCGUUACAAGCAUGAAAUUAGCCGUAUGUAUGCUUCGUGAUGUCACGCAGACAAAUAUAUGAAGAAAUGUGCGUAACACAAAUGAGCGAGUACUGUCAAUCUAUCUUAUUUAAGAGAAUCUACCUUAUUUUAAAAGGACACCUCGAAUAGGCAAAUCGUCGUGAAUGUCACGAAAGCGCAAAAAACUGGGAUAUUUACGCACAAGUGAAGAAUGGGCUUUCACAAUUGUCAGUCUAAAACUGUUAAAUUGAGACUGUCAAAGGUUGAAAAUAAGAAAAAUCAAUAAGCAGCUUCCUCAAGGAGCCGAUUCUUCUUGAAAAUAAUUGUGCUCUGUUAAAAUAAAAAUUUUUUACACCAAAUAAAUAUAAAUGUAUUGCAUACCUCGUUUCCCUGUAUCAUGUUUGGGAAACAAAGUAUUUUUAUUUUGGAUGGAAUCUUAGCAUUAUAAUGUGUGAAUAUCAUGUAACAAAAGAAGCAAAUUAAAAAAUACUUAAUUUGUAUUAUAUAUAAAAGUAUAUGUAUUAGAUUAGUAUGCGCAAGUUACAUGCAUGGACAAAUAUUAAAAAGGACCAUUUUAUUACUUUUUUGAACUCAAAAUAUUCGAUCAUCUUUUUAUCAUCUCUGAAUCGAUUUGAAUUGUACAUUUUUAAAUGACGUCUUUUAUUAAUCAUGGAACCAGUAAAAAAAGCACAAAAUAAAAAAACAAAAAAUAUCGAUGGAUAAAACUGAUUGUAUGCAUAAUGAACAAAAUUUAUCUUGUAAAAACAUAUGUAUGUAAUGUACAAUUAAUGUGUGCGACUGUUUUUAUUGUUGCAACAUGAUGUAUAGAUUAAAAUGACUGUGUCAUUUUAGUUUUUAGAUUUAAAAAUUUUAAAUAAUUUGCAGUGUAAGUGUGAAAUGAAAAAUGCGUAAAUAUGUAGGAGUAAUAUAAACUAUCGAGAAAUUUUUCUGAAAAAGUAUGACUGUGUAAAUUGUAAAUUGCUUUUAUUUUAGAAACCGUUAAAUUUUUUAAUUAUAACUGAAUAUUUUGAAUGACAUGUUACAGAUUUAUAAAAUGGCCUACUAUUGUGAAUAGGAAUGAUUGUGUAUGUGGUAUACUUGAAAUAAACUUUGUGAAAAUAA
Messenger RNA from Phymastichus coffea, 3514 nucleotides. RefSeq names its product long-chain-fatty-acid--CoA ligase 4 (gene Acsl). Gene Ontology annotation, cellular component: endoplasmic reticulum; lipid droplet; plasma membrane. NCBI's taxonomy places the organism in Eukaryota, Metazoa, Arthropoda, Insecta, Hymenoptera, Eulophidae. The transcript has 8 exons. Gene Ontology annotation, molecular function: palmitoyl-CoA ligase activity. The record is from RefSeq and is a predicted model, not a curated record. The coding region runs from base 288 to 2432 and encodes 714 amino acids. Gene Ontology annotation, biological process: long-chain fatty acid metabolic process; long-chain fatty-acyl-CoA metabolic process; neuron differentiation.